GGCGCUUGCCCACUCUUGUCCAGCAUCCGCUGUUCCCUCAUAACUGAACUUUUGACGCCCAACACAAAUUUGUUCCUCGCUGUGAAAAGUCGCCACGAUCGCAUUGAAACAGUGUUAUCGAUGCCUCCCAAACGCCGGAUUUUGGUUGCGUUUGAGACUGACCAUAUCGACAAGCGAAGGAAAUUUAUAGUUCAGAUUGGUGCAGACGCCUCGAACGAAGACUUGAUCCAGGAAAUAGCGAGCUACGUUAACAUCGAGGAUCCUUCUAACAUUGUCCUUGAAUUACCCGGAGGUUUUGAGCUUCGUAGGCAAGACGGAGUCGACUGCAUUGAAGAUGGUGAAUUUGUGACCGCGAGAUACCAUUUGCAACAUCCAGCACAGAUUGACUCGAAACCAUCCGAAGCUUUGACCUCUUCUGUACCGGAAGUCCCAGCCAUAGAACCUGGACGGUUCAGGCUGCGCCUGGUCACCGCUAAAAGCGCCCGUGAUUAUGCUCGACAGACGCCGAAAGAUCAACAAGAGAACCCAAAUGGUGUGCACUGUUUCGAAGGUCAAGCAAUAAGCGGUAAUACUACGCUCAGCUCCCUAAGGACUGAAGCCUGUCGCGUCUUAGGCUGGGGGGAAUACGAGGAAGACAACGAAUGUCAACACGAACCUGAAAGCGCCUGCAGUUGCGUCAUUGCCUCAGAGAUAGAGCAAUACGGUUUAGCUUCGACGUUACAUUGUCGGUUUACAACAAAUGGAAGCCUUUGCAAGCAUGAGGCGUGUCCCUAUUCACACGUUUCGGUUUCUGGCCACCUUGCCGCUGACGAACCACCGCACUGCAGUAUCUGUGGAGAAUUUUUAGGAUUUCCUUGUCCGGAUUGUAUGAAGUUUGCUGCUGAAAAUAAUAUAGAACCCGGCGAGGCUGUGUUUUGUCCCCUGGUACAGAAUGUAGGAUGCGAACAUCUGCAUCAUCACCACUGCUUGCGAGGAAUGAGCAGUCCAGGCUGCCCUUCCGGCUGUUCAGCUGAAAGAUACCCCAGAGAGCCAACUAUCUUCGACACAUCUGAACGGCACAUCGUCAUUGCUUAUGAUGGCGAUCGAAUUGAAAGAAUACCAAUUCCACUCACCGCUGGCACAAUUGAUUCAGUGAUUCAGUUGCCCACCAACGAUAUCGUCGCACUCGUGGAGAACUUUCUCUCCCAGAAAGACUACGAGCGUUCUGGAUUGUCAAUCAGGAUACAUUCUCGUAAUCCAGUCACUGAGUGCACCCCUCUGACCCGCUCCACACUUGUUAGUGUUUGCUCGUCUUCAAAGCAUACUACCCAGAAUCAUCGGCGUUUUGACCUUUUCUGUCAUAAGACUUACUUUAACCGGGCAUCAGAGUCAACGGGGCACUUUUUUAUAGACCUGCAUACCUCCCAGUCACCAAUUCUUGCUUGCGGGUGCGCUCGUCUGAGUGAGCUCUUCCCACCUACCAACGAGGAGAUUUCUCUCUAUGCUGUGAAACGGCACCGACAGCCUGACAAUACUCAGAAUGUCGGCAAUAAAGGCGUCGCAUCAAAGCAAGGCAUGUAUCUGAGCGACAUGUCGUAUCAGCCUUGCACUGUACAGACACCUCGAGGAAUGUCUGCCUUCCUUGCGUCGUUGUAUAGGCUCUGCGCGUUAGUUGCAGACAAGGGAAGUGCUGCAGAGAGAAGGAUCAUCUCUUCUCUCUACACAAUUACUAGAUUUCCCCCUGCUGCUCGUGCUCUGGCCGUUCUUCUUCAUAACAAGAACCCUCUUCCGGAGGAACGGGCGGCGCUAUCAGAGGCCAUUUUCCAUGCACUUCGCGAUUUCAUACCGGCUGGCAUUCAAGGUCCUGUACAGAUCAGUACCAAUCCAGGGCGAUUUUUCGAAGCAGCUCGCAUUCUUCUCGGUCAUAUCCUAACAAUGGGAGAAGUGACUGACUCAAACUUGGCGAAUCCCGUAGUGGAGGAUAUCUCUCUCGUCUGCAGUGUGUCACAGAAGCGACUUGUGGACCCGGUUUUACUGGGCACAGAACACGUCAAUAGAGAUAUCGGUGCUCUCCGGCGGAUCGGCGGAGAGCUACAUCGGCCUUCUCACAGAACAGCUGUGCCAGCGGUAAUGGACAUGGAUGAUUCCACCAAACUAGUACUCAAUCAGCUCCUUUCUCACUCCAAGUUGCUUGAGUCUUCCUCGAAACUCGUGUUCUUUCCGAACAGAGUUGAUCCUCCUUCGUCAUCCUCUGUCUACAGUCUUGACAGUUUGGGGCGGGACUUCCACAGUGCCAUUAAACGGGUGAAUGAGACGGACCUCGUCACCAGGGGACCACUGGAUCUGAAAGCGGCGAACGUGAUUCCCUUACAAAUUGUGCUGGAUGAAGUGGGCUUCCUCGCAGUGUUCACCGGUCGUGGUUGCGGAACGACACGAGACGUUAACUUUUUUAGGCCUUCACAUGGGGGUGACACUGAGGUGGAUGUCAAUGAUGUUAGCCAUGCUCUACAAAAAGUCAUUGCGGAGAGGCAAGCAGAAAAUACGUGGCAGAUUGACAGCUUUGACGGUCUUUCUGGAACCAACCGACCCCCAGAUGAGGCAAUAAUGUUAUGCCUUGACCUCAGCAAUUCUAUGAAUGAGCGCUCGGGCGUCAGUCGUCUUAGCAAACAGUCUGAAGGACCCUCGAACAGACUUGCCUAUGAUCCUAAUGUUGAAGCACAGAAGGUGAUUGACGAAAUUGCCUCAGGCGUUUCUGAUAAUGUCAUCUUAGAAAAUGCCAAACAAUUCUUGAAUAGCCAGGGCUACGAAUGUCGACAUGCGUGGUCCUCGUACCUCAAAAAACCUCGGAAUAACGAGGUCAGAUCAUUCUUCUAUAGCAUUAGGUGGUACGGGAGCGAGGACAGAUAUGAUCUACUCAACAAUCUUAGGUUGAUUGCAAGUCGAGAAGCGCUGAGAUAUCAUGAAAUUCUGGAAUCAAGGCCGGAUCUAAGGGAUGAGAUGGUCAAUCUUGCCCAUUUUGCCUUCGCCUGCUCCCAUCAUAAGAAUCAAAUUCUGGAACUGCUCCGCAACCCUAUAAAAGUCGAAUCGACUGGCUUUGGUCCUUUUGACGUGCCGAUACGACUCCUUGAUCCCAAAACUGGAGAUCUUCUAUGCAACCCGAAGAAUCCUCUAAAUGCUCCUAAUGAAGGAAUACUUGUCAACAGCGAUUCCUGUGAUUACUUCGAGCAGUGUCAAAAUUGGCCCUUGGGCUAUUAUGAACCAUUUGAAUCUGUGUUGGGUGCUUAUACGGAACUAAAAACUUGGGUAUCUGCGGGCGACCUCUUAUCGCCACUGAACGACGAUGAUGGGGAGUUCGUGCCCAUCACUUGCAAGCACAAGGGGAAACAGAUGACGUGGUACCUUCCCCUCACCACUACCAUACGAACUCUAUAUGCAAUCUGCAACCGAUUCACAGAGGCAGCCUACUGCUCCUUCGCCAUCAAGCGCUCACGUUUUUUUGUUAAAUUAAGCGAUUUGCGCAUCAGUAUGACCACACUCUCGAGGGGUGGAAUUAUUGAGCUUGUGCAGACUGUUCCGCACAACCGCGCAAGAAUUACGGCUGAGGUCUCAUUACAAGGCAGCCAUGUCGAUCUUCUUUUGCCACGCAAUGCUUCUGCUCUCUGCGUUCUCAGCUAUCUUCACCAACUCAAUGAACUCCCUAUGUCGCAAAUGAGACUUUGGGAUAACCUUACCGAUACUGGAGAUGGUAUGAGGAGGGGAUUUAUGUUCGACUACCUCGACGACUGUCCCAGACGCUUCCGUCAGAACCGAACUGAGCCUCACAAGUUUGAGAUUAUGACGUGGAGCUGGAGACUCACGGCCGAGCGCAGAGCAAAAGAGGAGAGUAAACAUCUCACGCGACUGCACGUAUUGAAAGAGCUCGUCAAUCAUCUGCUGAAUCGAGCCGGAUCCUUCGACACCUCGGUCUCGCUUGUCCUUGGACUUAUUACAUUUUCCGACACAGUUAGCAUCAAACAGGAACUGACACCGAUUUUCGAGAAUUUCCGACGCCAGCUAGAAGAUGUGAAUGCCAAAGGAGAUACAAGCUUAUAUGACGCGCUUAACACCGCAAGAAGCACGUUGGUAAAUUAUCGCAAGGAUUUACCUGGCCUCCGAAAGCGAAUUAUAGUUGUUUCUGAUGGUGAUGACAAUAAAUCUAUCUCUUCCGCCAGAGACGUAGCCAUUGCCCUACAAAAGGAUCAAGUGGUUGUAGAUUCCGUUCAAGUUGGUACAUACAGCAAUGCUACUCUCCACGCUAUAUCAGUCGCCACCAAUGGUUAUCGAUUUGCACCACAGACAUCACUUAGCGACGCUCUCAGCAUCUUUGACCUUGAGACGAUGCUUUCCUCCAUAGAGAGACCACCAAAGCCCGCACCCCCUCAGAUACAUGGUAUCUGGGAAUGGAAUAUACUCAGGAACACCUCACUGUACCCCAUAGACGUGGUCACCAUUGACCGCUUUCCCAAACGGGCCGACCAUUCAAAGCUAAACGAGAAUGUUCAACCGGCCUCAAAGUCUGUGCAGGCAGGUUCCAGCCAGAAUGACCGUCAGAAGAGAAUCAUGCGCGAGUUGAGGGACAUUGUGCGAGACCCUCAUACGAAUAUCGAUGUUUACGUGAACGAAAGCGAUGUCUCGUUCUUCAAGCUCAUACUCGAGGUUUGUUUCGGCGUUGUUGCACUCGGGCUGUCACGCAUUUUUUGGAUACAAAGUACCAAAGGAUACCGAAAACUGCGUAUACGCUGGUGGAACAUUCCUUUUGACAUCUUACCGGAAUUCUAUCCUCGCGAUCCACCCAACAUUCGGUUUGUGACAUUCAUCCUACACCCAAAUAUCUCGAAGCAAGGCAAAGUCUGUAUUGCUGAGCUAGGUCGUCUUUGGUCGUCGGAUAUCAGCCUCAAGGAUACGUUGAGCCUAGUGUACGGCCUCCUUCUGACGCCUGAUCUAGAGAACCCUGUAGAAAUGCAAGCAUCGUUAACGUAUUAUGAAGAUGGCGGAUCGUUCGCUCUACACGCUGCUAAUGCAGUUCGAGAUCACGCGUCCAAGACGCGGCAGGCGUGGAAGGAAGAAUUGUCGAACGAAGUCGAAGAUGACGGUGGCGUUGAUGAUCUAUACUGAGACGAAUAACUAUUUUCUGGACUCGGUCUUGUAGAAAAUAUGGAUUCUUUACGGACUCCAUGUAUUGUUUAUGUAUAACUACGAUAACGAUAUUACUUGUCCUACAUAUGCGCCAUUUUUGGCUUUUCCCUUCUUUAACUAGGAUCUCUAUCAUGCUCUACCACUGCUCUGGCAAUAUAUAGUGAUUCGUCCUCUGUCCUCGGGCUGAAG
This is a messenger RNA of Desarmillaria tabescens, 5343 nucleotides long. RefSeq lists its product as uncharacterized. The record is from RefSeq and is a predicted model, not a curated record. The transcript is spliced from 27 exons. Lineage: Eukaryota; Fungi; Basidiomycota; Agaricomycetes; Agaricales; Physalacriaceae. The coding region runs from base 121 to 5133 and encodes 1670 amino acids.